ACGUAAUUAUUGUGAGACUUGUUUACAACGAAUCAAACAAUAAUAGCCUUUGAUUGCAUCAGAUAUUGGAUCAGCUCUUAAGACAGCUAAUAGUCAUCUGAAGACACGACACAAUGUUAUCUGUUAUGAGACAACCGAUACUUUGCGGCCAAUCAUCUGGACGUUUGGGUCAAUCGGUGGUCAGGCAGUGGACGGCCGGCAAAGUCAACAACACAUCCGUUCAGACAAUGAUGAAACGACUGAUUGGCGACACGAGAACCCGAGUCCACUCACACGCCACGAGACGGAUGGAAGUGAAGCGACAGACACUGAAGGAGCGGCUGAUGGCGCCGACCUCUGGCCUCCCCUUCAACAUCGGUCAGGGAGUAGUGGCCGGAAGCGCUCUCUUCGGUUUAGGCGCCCUUUGCUAUUACGGUCUCGGACUCAGCAAUUCUGCCGGCAUUUACGAGCGUUCAAUGGUUUGGGAUCAGUACGUGAGGGAUAGGAUACACACGACGUACGCCUACUUCGGCUCAGGUCUGGGCAUAACAGCGGCCGCCGCUGUCGGCGCUCUCAGGAGUCCAGCGAUGAUGCGAAUGAUGUCUAAGAACUCAAUGAUGUCACUGUUGCUAACGAUGGGCGCAAUGAUCGGCACAGGAGUUAUCGCCCAAUCCAUACCCUAUAAGGAGGGCUUUGGCACCAAACAGAUGGCGUGGGCCCUACACUGCGGUGUUGUGGGCGCUGUCAUCGCUCCGCUAUGUCUUCUCGGCGGACCACUUAUACUGCGGGCCGCGUGUUAUACGGCGGGUAUUGUGGGCAGUCUGUCGGCAGUGGCCGCGUGCGCCCCAAGCGAUAAGUUCCUCACAAUGGGUGGCCCUCUGGCCAUCGGUUUGGGUGUUGUGUUCGCCGCCUCUAUGGGGUCGAUGUUUUUGCCGCCGACCACAGCGUUGGGCGCCGGCCUAUUCUCGCUGAGUCUCUACGGAGGACUCGUACUGUUCAGCGCUUUUCUCUUGUACGACACCCAACGCAUUGUCCGCAAAGCCGAGACACACCCCGUCUAUGCCGACAGACCUUUCGAUCCGAUCAAUGCGUUAGUGAUUUUGUUUGAUUUAUCCAUUUCCAUCUAUUUGGAUGUCAUCAACAUCUUUGUCCGUUUGGUGACAAUACUAUCCAUGGGUGGCGGUCGACGCAAAUAAAUGUUGGGCACCACUCUCUGUGCGCCCAACCCUUUGCGGACGUUUCCUAUGCUUUCAAUAG
Molecule: messenger RNA, 1236 nt
Organism: Medioppia subpectinata
Lineage: Eukaryota; Metazoa; Arthropoda; Arachnida; Sarcoptiformes; Oppiidae
Source: the annotation of a GenBank genome assembly